AUGGUCAAAGCAGCAAUCGGUCAGAUAUGCUCCACAGCAGACUUGUCACAUAACCUUGAGCAGUGCAGAACUCUCGUCAAGAAAGCUGUUGCUGAAGGUGCAAAGGUCCUCUUCCUCCCUGAAGCCGCCGACUAUAUUGGAGGGUCGCCAGACGAAUCCUACAACCUCUGCAAGUCCGUCACCGAGUCACCAUUUGUCCUAGGUCUGCAAGAGGAGGCAAAGAAGAACAACCUCUGCAUCAACGUUGGCAUUCACGAGCCCUCGGAGGCACCCAAGAAGAUCAAGAACACUCUCAUUUGGAUCGACGAGCAUGGCGACAUCACUCACCGCUACCAGAAGCUACAUAUGUUCGACAUGGAGUUAGAUGACGGUCCAUGCAUGAAGGAGAGCGAUACUGUCGAGCCUGGCAACAGCAUCCUAGCCCCCUUCGACUCGCCUGUUGGUAGGGUCGGGUCAUGCAUCUGCUUCGAUCUACGCUUCCCCGAACUUGCUCUCGCCCACAAGCGCCAAAAUUGCGACGUACUCUGCUAUCCUUCAGCCUUCGCACCUGACACUGGCAAAUAUCACUGGCACGCAUUACUGAUGGCUCGUGCUAUCGAGACACAAUCGUAUGUUCUCGCUCCUGCUCAAGUCGGCCCUCACAACAAGAAAAGAUCAAGUUUCGGUCACUCUUUGAUCGUCGAUCCAUGGGGCAGAAUCCUCGCAGAGCUGGGCAAUUUGUGGGAGCCAGAACUUGCCACUGUUGAGAUUGACCAUGAUCAAAUAGCGAAGAUCAAGAAGGGUGUACCUCUUCACAGAAGAAUUGAUGUAUACGCCGAGGUAUAG
Aureobasidium musti is the source of this 825-nucleotide messenger RNA. NCBI's taxonomy places the organism in Eukaryota, Fungi, Ascomycota, Dothideomycetes, Dothideales, Saccotheciaceae. The record is from the annotation of a GenBank genome assembly.